ACCUAUUCUAUACCUAGACCAGGUAAUCAAUUUUCUCAAGAGCUUUCUCAACUAAUCGCGGCCUCAGAUGUCCGCAGCAGAAACCAUCACGUUUUUCCCCCCAACCUUGGUUCCUUAACUUUUUUCCCAUUGAGUCACUGCGAUGGCUCACGAUGUUUCAAUAAUUACCUCAUCGCGUCCUCCUUAACCGUCGCUACCCAUAUCUUCAACUAAAAAUAUCUUAUUCGCUAUGUUGGCUCUCCCGGUACGCGGCCUUAUGGGCUCGCGUGUGUUCAACCGAUCCGCCAUCCGAACCAUGGCCACGGCGCGGCGUCAAGCUUUCGAGACUAUCCCAUCUUCUCCAAUUCGAGUUAUGCGUACAGUUGACGCGGUCAGGAGAUGGAGGAAACCCCAGUACCUCGACCACAGAAUUGUUUCACUAGUACCUACAAUGGGAGCUCUACACGAAGGUCAUCUUGCUCUUAUACGUAGCGCAGCCCGCGAAAGUCACCACGUCGUCGUCAGUAUAUACGUAAACCCGGCCCAGUUCGGUAUCAAGGAGGACCUAGCUUCUUACCCCGUGACCUGGGAGUCGGAUUGUAAAAUCCUCGCCGAAUUGGACCGUGAAUUGGCCGACGACGGUGGGAAUCUAGGUCGCAUCAGCGCUGUUUUUGCACCAACUACUCCUGAGAUGUAUCCCUCGGGCUUUCCAGGCCAAGAAGUGAACUCGAAAGGGAGUUUUGUCGUCAUAACGCCAGUAAGCGAGAUUCUCGAGGGCCGCACACGACCAACUUUCUUCAGGGGUGUCGCCACCGUCUGCAUGAAACUCUUUAACAUCGUACAGCCCGAAAAGGUGUACUUUGGCCAAAAGGAUGUCCAGCAGACCGCAGUGAUCAAAAAAAUGGUGAAAGAUUUUAUGGUGCCAACAGAAGUUGUUAUUGGUCCUACUGUCCGGGAGUCCGACGGGCUUGCCCUAAGCUCUAGAAACGUUUACCUAGGCGAGAGACGACGUAAAAUCGCCCCCGUGCUGUACCGUGCUUUGAAGGCUGCUGAGCAGCAGUACUUGAAUGGAGCUCUGGAUCGAAAGCAGCUCAUGGACGCUGCUGAUCAUGUCAUUACAACCGUUUUAAACGAGCAAUUGGCGUUGCCACCCGAGAAGAGGGCGAUGUUCGAGGUGGACUAUCUCUCAUUAGCAGAUCCCGAAUCCAUGGAAGAAUUGACUAAAAUCGACCCAAAGAAGGGUGGUAUACUGAGCGGUGCAAUAAAGAUGCUGCCGGUCGAAUCACCACAACCAGGCGAAGAUCUAGGGCAUAGUGGAGGACCGGCAGUUCGUCUCAUAGACAACAUCAUUUUGAAACCAUCGACGGAAAUCUAGAGUACUUCUUUUUUUUAAUAUACCCAGGCAGUCCAGGUCCAUUAAUGAACAAACAGCCCGCGUUAGAAAGUCCGAACCUCGAUCGUUUGUCCCGUUCUCAAAUAGCUGCAGCUAUUUCUUAAGAGACUAGUUCCAUUCAACUCUGCUAUUACUGUUACUUUUUUUUCGUAUUUUCUUCUUACUAACCUUUAAUACUAUUCGCCUAUCCUGGCGCAUUCAUUAGAGGCAGGCAAUUUGAAUUUCCAAGGUUCAAGCGUGUCAAACUAAAUAAUGGGCAAUUAUUAACUUCAAUACUUUUAUAGCCUUCCAAGCUCUUGAAUACCUACCUGUAACUAUACUUUCUACUAAAAAUCAUU
Molecule: messenger RNA, 1710 nt
Organism: Daldinia caldariorum
Lineage: Eukaryota; Fungi; Ascomycota; Sordariomycetes; Xylariales; Hypoxylaceae
Product: pantoate-beta-alanine ligase
Exons: 1
Coding region: 230-1354 (374 amino acids)
Biological process (GO): pantothenate biosynthetic process
Molecular function (GO): pantoate-beta-alanine ligase activity
Source: RefSeq, a predicted model, not a curated record